UCUAUGUGUACGGGUCAGUGGCAGCCAUUGUGAAUUUCAGUACAUACAACUGUUAAAUUUAUGCCAUAAAAAAGCCUUAUAACCCGACUUUAAAAUCGUUUUCAACCAAGAAGAAGAUUGAGUCGACAGAAAGGGGCGUGGUGCAAAGAAGAGAACAGUGAAGGACGUUUUGCAAGACCAAGGUCAUGGCCAGAUCAAUGAAACGAGCAUCCCCACUAAAACUGAAAGCAGAACUUGACAGAUCUAAUGAUUUAGCCUGCUGCAGACAUAUCAUUCGAUGCAUUAAGGAUGAGUAUGUCAAGUGAACUGGGAAUAUCCCCAGUCUUGUUACAAGCUAUAAGUGAAAAAAUCUCGUCAAAAGAUUCAAAAAUGGAUCCAACAUUUAUCAAACAGGAAAUGAUUGACAACCAUGAUAGUGUUUCUCAAAAUGAGGUAUCAUGUGACCCAAUUAUGAACCAAGAUGUGAGUCAGAUUCUUCCGGACAUUGUGAAUUCUGUUCAGCAGAGAAUUUCUAUGGAAGGAUCCAACAGAACUAUAACUGCUGAUGACAUUCGUCAGUUGAUUAGUUUGAAACUGGCUCAACAAGCUCAACAGCAAAUUUCUCAGAAUAGUGACGGACAGAAUUCUUUUGCCGUUAAUCAACCCAACACAACAACUGAUACGUCCAUGAUGAAUUUUCUAUCAAAUGUCGCAGCAACUCAGACGAAGUCAACAGCUGAUAGCAACAUAAAUAACAGUAAUAUAACCAACAAUUCUGAAGUGAGAAAUUUUGAGAAUGAAUCAAAUGUACAAGGUUCUUCAAAUUCAAAUCAAGUCUUCAUGUGUUAUAACAACAACCAGAACUCCAACACAACUGUACCCUCUCCGUCUAAUGAUAUUGUUGUGUCCGAUGCAGGAUCUGCGGUUAAUGUUGUUAUUGACCAAACUGGUCAAAGGUAUCUUAUGCAAGACACAGACUUGCAUGUUGAUCAGGCAAAAGUUAAUGAACAUCUAAUUAGACAGGCUAGAUAUAAUGAAAAAGGAGAAUUGGUCAUUUCUGACAUGGCUGUGGAUAAUGCUUCUGAAAAGACUGAAGGUGUUGAUCUCUCAGUAUCAUUGGAGUCACGUUUACACACAAACCAUCCACAAACAGUUGUAACAGAUCCUUGUCCAGUGUGUGGAGAUCAAGUUUCAGGUUACCAUUAUGGGAUUUUUACAUGUGAAAGUUGCAAAGGAUUUUUCAAACGAACAGUUCAGAAUAAAAAAGUGUUCCAGUGUCACAGGAAUAGUGACUGUGAUGUCCUGAGGGGUAACAGAAAGAAAUGUCCUGCAUGUAGGUUUGCAAAGUGUAUGUCUACUGGAAUGAAAAUUGAAGCUGUUAGAUUAGAUAGGACACGGGGAGGAAGGAGCUGUUAUGAUGGAUGUUCACCUCAUGGUCGCCCAAAUAAAACAUUCUUGGACAAGAAGACAACCCCAAAACCGAAAAAAAUGCAACCAGACUAUAUGAAACAUUUACAAACCAUGGAACUUAAGCUGCCAUCUGGAGAAAGCAUCUCAGGAAGUCACUUAAUGAACUUAUUACAGAAGACUCCUGUAAAACAAACUCAAGUUGUUACCCCAGUUGUUCCUCCAGUGUUAACGGAAAUAAUGAGCAUGGAGUCUCUGUUGUCAGAAGACGAGAGUAGCUCAGAAAUUCCAGAAAAAUUUGGCGAAGGGGAUCAAAACUUUUUCUUGACUUUUUUGCAAAUUGCUGAAGUGCGGUUAUAUAAAUUGGUGCGAUGGGCUAGGAAUCUUCCACAGUUUAGUGCAAUAUCAACAGAUGACCAGAUAUUACUGUUGCAAAAUGGUUGGGCGGAACUUCUCAUAUUUAACUGUUGUAUGAGAUCUGUUGAGAGUCGAACAGAAAUCUUUCUACCACUUGGUAAAACUGUUGAUCUGGAAAAAGCUCGUAGCAUCAGUGAAGGUUGCGAAGACAUUGUUCAACGAAUGUUAGAUCUGACUGAUCAGUUACGUAGACUUAAUGUUGAUCAGUAUGAAUAUGUGGCAAUGAAAGUUCUUGUACUCAUUACACCAGAUGUGAAAGGAAUGAAGGAAAAUUACAAAGCAAGAGAACAGCAAGAGCUAAUAAGUGAUGCUCUGUAUAAAUAUACUAUUUCACAUUAUCCACAGAACCCUGACAAGUUCGGUGAAAUGUUGCUCAGACUACCAGAGAUCACACGUGUCAGUAGUAUUGGUAAAGAAUUACUGAACACAUUGAUGCCACCUGGGUUUCAAUCCUGUGGACUAUUGUUUGAACUUCUCAAAGGAGAUGGAGCAACUAAAGAGGAAAGCUAGCAACACUUCUAAAAAUAAUUAUCUCUUCACUGUCUAUGUUUUCAUACUUGUAUAUGUUCAUGUAUCAGAACCAUGUGUACUAAGUGAUAUUGCAUUCGUUGAAUCAUGGAAUUUAAAUUGAGUAAUUGAUUACAUGUAUGUGCCAUAAUUGUGAAUAGUUGUAAUUAUGGAUAUUUAAAGGUUUACAUUACAUUAUGAAAAAUGUCAGUUCUAUUUCAGUUUCACCUGCCUCACUGGUUACUGAGGCACCACUUAGGCAUGAUGUGUCCUUUCAUUUAUUGACAUUUUUCAAAACGUGAAUAAAGAGUCUGCUCUAAAAAUGUUAACUAAUUAUACAGUAGAAAAAGAUGUUUUUAAAAGAGACGGUACUUACAAAUGAGAUCUUGUUAAAAUUUGACUUGUUUCCCAUUCAAAGGAAAUUUUCAGUUUCAGAAGGCAAGCAGAGGUCUACAAAAAUUUUGACGAAAUUUGAAAAUGAUAUUUAUAUUAUAAAUGUUUCUCAUUCAUGUCAUUAACAACUUUUAAAAAGAAUUUUUUUCAAUAAAGUUUUAUUCAAAUUUUA
Messenger RNA from Mytilus californianus (California mussel), 2875 nucleotides. Its product is annotated as nuclear hormone receptor FTZ-F1 beta-like. Lineage: Eukaryota; Metazoa; Mollusca; Bivalvia; Mytilida; Mytilidae. The record is from RefSeq and is a predicted model, not a curated record. The coding region runs from base 289 to 2313 and encodes 674 amino acids. The transcript has 6 exons. Gene Ontology annotation, cellular component: RNA polymerase II transcription regulator complex. Gene Ontology annotation, molecular function: RNA polymerase II cis-regulatory region sequence-specific DNA binding; nuclear receptor activity; zinc ion binding. Gene Ontology annotation, biological process: hormone-mediated signaling pathway; tissue development; regulation of transcription by RNA polymerase II.